Molecule: messenger RNA, 1594 nt
Organism: Trypanosoma cruzi
Lineage: Eukaryota; Euglenozoa; Kinetoplastea; Trypanosomatida; Trypanosomatidae
Product: protein kinase, putative
Exons: 1
Biological process (GO): protein phosphorylation
Molecular function (GO): protein kinase activity; ATP binding
Source: RefSeq, a predicted model, not a curated record
UGGUGGCGCGGAGCCACUUCGAAUUGUCAUUACGGACUUUGGGCUCUCACGUGUGAUGGACAAAACAUUUUGUGAAACCGGAGUUGGCUCAUUACCGUACGUCGCGCCGGAGUGCUGGCAGCGCCACUAUUCCACAAAGGUGGAUAUAUGGGCUACGGGUUGUAUUCUUUAUGCGGCCUGUGCUAAGCGUGUAGAGAGUGACAAUGUUAAGGUGAUGUUCAGUGAAUGCGGUCGACCCGAUUUUAAGAAGAAGCUUAUUGAAGAGUUAACACAGGUGUAUGGAUACAGCCUGGCGCUGGCCGCCUUUAUUGUAUACUUGCUCGAGCCCGAUCCAGCGCGUCGUCCAAGCGCAGAGGAGGCAUUGCGGCUUAUUCGUAAAAGAAGGAAAGAUGCUGUGGAUGUAAACGAAACGACUCUCAUGGUUUCCCUCUACAAGGACGAUGGGGAGGAAGAGGAGGAGGAGGAGGAGGAGAAGGAAGAUGUGGACAACAAAAACAACAACAAUGAUGGGGAUGACGGUGGUGCUGUGAAGAAUAAUGACGACAGCGGGGAUGGACGUGAGAAGAGGGAAAUAUCCUCUGAGAAUAACAACAACAACAAAAGCAAGAAAGGUCAUUUCUCUCACAGACAACAACUACGCGAUAACAGUAGUAGCAAACAGUUUUUAACUUCUACGGCUCCGCCAAAUGAUGGUAGUGGUGCUCAGACAGUAGAAAAAGUGGCUCCAUCAACAAUGAAGACGCAUGCCCCUUUGCUGAAGGACGACGCAUACAUGUCAGAGGGUUCGGAUCAUGCAAAAACGGAAGUUCAUGGUGGGGGUGGUGUCAUGGCGGCUACUAGUGUUGACUACGACGGGUCCAUGCGUCACACAGCAGAGGCAGUGACAUCACGCGGGGCCAUACAGACAAACAGUCUUGCCCACCAUUCACAGCCUGGGUCACAUAAGGAAUAUACACCGCAGCAGAAGCAACAUUUCUUUGAUACCUCUGACGUCCUCCUCCGUGAGGACAGUGCAACUCGUCCCUCACAUUCUUCUAGCGCGGCCGUCAAGAAAAAGGAGCAUCGAUGCCGUAAGCUUGAAAAAUACUUUGAGAGCGUUGCCGAGGACAGCGAAAAGUGCGAAUUCUUUGUUGCACGAGAGUCCCCGUCACUUAUUGCACUCUCGCUCCCGGCAAAUCUCAGAGGACCUAACGUGCUGGGGAUAACGGGGAAUAGGAAUCCAUUACCGCCGCCUACAACAACAUUGCCAGCUGAGACAGUCGAUGCAUCCACGGCAAGGAAUAGGCACGAAAUAACCACAACUGCGGCUGCUGAGCCGAGCCGACGGGAGGUGGAGAAUUAUAGCUUCAGGAACGAGAGUGCAGAGGCUAUGCCUCUAUAUGCAUGUAGCGCGGAAGUGUUUCCGGAUCUUCCAUCUGAUGGGGAGUUUCCAAAAAAGAACGGGAAGAACAAGAAGAACAAAAACAAGAGGGGCGGCAGUGUUGUUUUCCCCCGUGAUGAUGGCUCGACCGUUGUGAAAGAGUCGACAACUGCAUCAUCCACAUCGAUGACAUUUUCCACGUCCACAUCUUCCCUUAGGCGGCGUAACUGUUGA